AUGUCGGGAAGCGCACGGAAUCUCACAUUUACCCCGCUUGGAGAGGGGCGGGCGGUAACGCGGAGCGAUCGCGAUUUGGUUUCAACAAGUAUCAUUAUUGACAAUACGUGCCGGGUGUACAUCACACAGAUCCCACUAGAGCGUAUUGAACGGGAUGGGGCCAACGCUCUGCGUGCUGAAUUUGAGGCGUUUGGUCCUGUGGAAUCGUACAAAAUGUUUACAGAAAAGUCAGGACGCUUUAUUGGGAGUGUGCUGUGCACGUACCGCAACCCCGCGGACGCCAGUGCAGCGGUGCAGAACAUGAACGGUCAACAAAUUGAAAGUAGUGUCCUUAAGGUUUCCCUCUCCCGUGAUCACGGCGUUGUGCUUUUGCAUCGUGCAGGGCCCAAGGGCCGUCGCGGCAAUGGCGUUGACGACGAUGAAGAGGAAGGCAGGUGGCAACACGAUCAAUACCAGGCCCUCCUGAAUGGCGAUCUCGAGGAUGACACGGUGGGCAGCUAUGGAUACCGACGUGGCGGUCGUCGAAGACGUGGAGGUCGCGGCGGGAUUCGCAGCGUAGAUGAUGCCUUUGAGCGCUACAUUGCUUCACGUGACCGGGAAGCCAUGGAAAAAUACCAGAAAACUACCCCCAGCGAUGGCGACAAAGUGUCCAAGAAAGAAGAAAAGGACAUUGGUGAGGUGAGUGGCGUCCCCAGCAACGAGAACGAGGACGACGGGAAGGUGACAUCGACGUCCCUUCCUGGAUCCUUUGGAGGUGAAGGUGAGGACCAAUAA
Messenger RNA from Trypanosoma cruzi, 774 nucleotides. RefSeq lists its product as uncharacterized. NCBI's taxonomy places the organism in Eukaryota, Euglenozoa, Kinetoplastea, Trypanosomatida, Trypanosomatidae. Gene Ontology annotation, molecular function: RNA binding. The coding region runs from base 1 to 774 and encodes 257 amino acids. The record is from RefSeq and is a predicted model, not a curated record. The transcript has a single exon.